This is a messenger RNA of Clupea harengus (Atlantic herring), 1662 nucleotides long. It is a transcript of the gene prpf18, whose product is annotated as PRP18 pre-mRNA processing factor 18 homolog (yeast). Gene Ontology annotation, biological process: RNA splicing; generation of catalytic spliceosome for second transesterification step. The record is from RefSeq and is a predicted model, not a curated record. Gene Ontology annotation, cellular component: U2-type post-spliceosomal complex; U4/U6 x U5 tri-snRNP complex; U5 snRNP. NCBI's taxonomy places the organism in Eukaryota, Metazoa, Chordata, Actinopteri, Clupeiformes, Clupeidae.
CCCCUUGCACAGCAUUCUGCCAAUCCGCUAAGCGGCAGUAUUGGUAUAACGUAAGAUAAGGUAGUUAGGUUGAUGUUAGUUGUUUUACAUAACCAGAAGAAGAUCUCAAAAUAAGCAUAAUUUGGUGAUUCCUGGUAUUUUGCAACAACACUUCGGUGUUUUGGUGUUUAUGAUGGAUUUUCUCAAAGCCGAAAUCGCUAGGAAGAGGAAGUUAAUGGAAGAGAAAGAUCUUAUGGAUGACAACAAAAAGUACUUCAAGCGAUCUGAUCUUGCCCGCAAAGAAGAGGAAGAUUAUUACAAAAGAUGUGGUUAUAAGGUUGCUAUUGAAAAGCCCGAGGCACAGGUGGAGCCGAAAGCGCCGGAGGCCAAAGCAUCCAGUUCAUCCAAUCCCAAGCUGGAGCUGGAGAUGGCCGAGGAGAGGCUCCCAAUGACACUCUCUCGCCAGGAGGUGAUCCGCCGACUUCGUGAGCGUGGAGAACCGAUCCGGCUGUUCGCAGAGUCCGACUACGAUGGCUUCCAGAGGCUGAGGAAGAUCGAGAUCCAGGCCCCAGAAGUGAACAAGGGUCUAAGGAAUGAUCUGAAGGCAGCCAUGGAUAAGAUCGACGCGCAGUACCUCAAUGAGAUUGUGGGAUUACAGGAGCCCGGUGAGGUAGACACACAGCACGACCUGAAAGUGCAUGAGGAAAACACCACUAUAGAGGAACUGGAGGCUCUGGGUGAGUCCUUGAGCAAAGGAGAUGACAAUGGCGACAUGGACAUCAUUGACAAAGUCUUGAAGUUCUUGCUGGGUGUGUGGGCUAAGGACCUGAAUUCGCGAGAGGACCACAUCAAGCGCAGCGUCCAGGGAAAGCUGGCCAGUGCUACACAGAAACAAACGGAGUCUUACCUCAAACCACUCUUCAGGAAACUACGAAAGAAGAAUCUGCCCGCAGACAUCAAAGAAUCAAUUACAGACAUCAUUAAAUUCAUGUUGCAGAGAGAGUACGUAAAGGCCAAUGAUGCGUACCUGCAAAUGGCAAUUGGCAAUGCCCCCUGGCCCAUCGGUGUGACCAUGGUGGGUAUCCACGCCCGUACGGGACGAGAGAAGAUCUUCUCGAAACACGUGGCGCACGUGCUGAACGACGAGACCCAGAGGAAGUACAUCCAGGGAUUGAAGAGGUUGAUGACCAUCUGCCAGAAGCAUUUCUCCACCGAUCCCUCCAAGUGUGUGGAGUACAAGGCCCUCUGAUUCUCCACUGAGAUGUCCUUUUUCUGCGUGCACGCAUUCCUGCGUGCGUGCAUGCCUGCGUGCGUGUGUGUACACACAAACACACUUGCACAUUUGGCCAUGUGUAAAUAGAUGAGGACAUGUCAUUCUUCAAGUCUUUUAAUAGGAAGGUCCCGACACGGCGUUAUCAUGCAAGUCAUUUCAGUUUGAGUAAUAGUACUUUGACCGUGUCACAGACAGCAGUGGACUACAGCGUCUCAUAUGUUUUUUUGGGGGGGAAAUUAUGAAUUUGCUGAUGAGAAAUGAGGUGUGUAAGUUUUAUUAUGCAGAUCUCUCCAAAUCUGUGUUGGUAAAUGUGUUUUACAGGGACGUUGGGUCUUAGGACCCAAUCAAACUGUCUUUCACCACGUUCUUCACCUGUAUUUGUGUGUUUUAAUUAAACCUUUUCAACCAAG